This is a messenger RNA of Serpula lacrymans var. lacrymans S7.9, 771 nucleotides long. RefSeq lists its product as uncharacterized. The record is from RefSeq and is a predicted model, not a curated record. The coding region runs from base 1 to 771 and encodes 256 amino acids. NCBI's taxonomy places the organism in Eukaryota, Fungi, Basidiomycota, Agaricomycetes, Boletales, Serpulaceae. The transcript has 2 exons.
AUGACUAGAUCUUCAUCUGCGCAGUCUGUGGGGGCUGUUUUAAAUAAUGGGCAGAAUGUGUCUCCAGAACAAGAUCAACGGUGUUCACACCCUGAGUUGUUGAUGCAGUUGCAGAGCACUCGGUUGAAAGUCAGGCUCCUUGAGGAUGAAAACACAGAGCUGAAAGCUGUGUUCAAACAGCAGGAGAUCGAGCGGAAGGAGAAAGCCCGCAUAGACACAGAAAAGGAGGCAAGUAAGCAGCAAGAAGACACUGCUCAUAACACACGGAUAACAAUAGAGACUGUGAUGAAAGUCUUUGACAAAUCUCUUGCGUCUUACAAGCGCAAGGAGGACCUCAUUGUCAUAGCCGGUGCUCUUGGUUUACCGAUUGAUGGGACAGUCAAAGCCCUCAUUGAAAGGAUCAAGUCUCACCUUCAAGGACAUAAGGAGUUAGCAGAUAACCCCCAGUUUUCUGGCCUUUUUGGCCAUCGCGUUCAGGCCCCUGAGGGUUCUAGUCACUCCGGACAAUCAUCCCAAUCACCCUUAUAUUCUAGUGUCAACUCAUCUACUGCGUUUUCCCCCCAGUCUGUCCAGACUCCAUAUUUUUUGGCCACACAAUCGCAAUUUCCUGACCCCACAUUUUACAACGGUUUCUCUGGCCCAGGCUGUAGUACUCCUGGGCCCUCAUAUAACUUCAAUAUCUCUGAACGUGUUUUACCUCCCCCAACUGAUGAAAAUGGUGUGAUAAUUACAUAUUAUAAUGAGUUGGGUCAACCGUACUAUGUUUUGUAG